Lactuca saligna is the source of this 360-nucleotide messenger RNA. NCBI's taxonomy places the organism in Eukaryota, Viridiplantae, Streptophyta, Magnoliopsida, Asterales, Asteraceae. The record is from the annotation of a GenBank genome assembly.
AUGACAAAGGAAGUUGCUAAGGUUGAUCAUAACUAUUCCAAUCUUUAUACUAAGGUUGAUAUAGUUACUGAUGUUGUUAAGAAGACUACUGAGUUUUCUACUACUCUUAUUACCAAAGUUGAUUUCCAGUCAGAAUAUGGUUCAAAUGGUUUUGUCAAGUUGGAAGAAUUAUUAAGUAAUGUGAAGGCAUUAAUUUCAAAAAUUAAUGUUUCUCCUUCAUCUUUGGUUUCCCAAGAAGCUUUGUCCAAAAUGCUCUCUUCGUUGGAGUCCAAACUGAGGGCUGAUUUAGCUACUCUUAUCAAGUUUGUGAGUUUAAUGCCUUCUGAUGCCCCACCUAUAAAAACAUGGGUGCAAGGAUGA